GUAUAUGGAUAAUGAUUUAACAAUAUCCAGUUUGCAGUUAUUUGUAUAGUUUCUUACAAAUAAUAAAAUAGUAUUAUAGAUUAAAAAGUCUCUGAGAAGAAAGCCAAGCAAUGGCACCAAAAAAAAAAUCAAAAGCAAAUAAAAGUGGCCGCUCAAGUGCCGGAAUUGUGGACGGUGUAUCCAUCGCUGAAAUGUCUAGGGAACAACUGGAAGGAUUUGCGACAAGGGUGAAAAAAGAAUUGGAACGUGAAAGAGAAGAAAGAAAUUUCUUUCAAUUGGAACGAGACAAAAUUUUAACAUUUUGGGAGAUCACUCGUCAAGAAAUGGAAGAAAAUAGGGCUUCGCUUAGGAAUAAGGAUAGAGAAAUUGAAGAAAUUGAAGAAAAACACCAGGAAGAAAUUAAAGUUUACAAACAAAAAAUGAAGCUAUUAAUGUAUGAGCAGCAUGUACAUCUUUCUGAAAUACAAGCUGAAAAUAUGGUGUCGUUAAAAAUUAAUAAUGAUGACCAUAUAAAAGAGGAAGAAGAUUUAAUAAAAGAAAACGAUGUUUUAAAACAAGAGAUCGUGGAAAUGAAUUUUCGACACAUAGAGGAAAUUCAUAACAUAAGACGAGAACACGCUAAACUUAUUAGAGAGUUAAAGGAAAGAUUUACAGAAGAUUGUAGACUAAUCGAAGGAAAAUAUCAGAAACGUAUGGAAGAUCUUAGGGUUCGAAUGAGUAUAAAAAAUAAAGUGGAAGUGGCUGAAACUGAGGCAACUAAAAAUAAAAUAAUUUCUGAAAUCAUAGAAGAUCAUAACAACGAAUUUAACAAUCUAAAAGAACACUAUAAUGAUAUAACUGUUAAUAAUUUAACUUUAAUCGCUAGCUUAAAAGAAAAGUUUUUAGAAUUAAAAGAAGAUCAAAAAAGAGCAGAAAUGGAUCUAAAUUUAAUGACUAAAGAAAAUGAAUCAUUAAAAGAACCUUUGAAAGAAGCAAAGAAUAGCGUAGAACAGCUAACUCAAAAAAUGAUUAAUUACAGUAAUGACAAACAGCGGUUAGCAGUUAUCACAAAACGUUUGAAACAUACUUUAGACAAAUAUAAAAAUUUACAAGGGAAUUAUGACGAAAUGCAAAUGAACUUUGAAAGAGCUCAAAAAGAACUGGAAACAACAAAAGCUGAGUACUCAGAUAAGAUAAUGCGUUUACAAAUUGAAUACAGUAAACGAUUAUUAAUAACGGAAAAUCGUGUCAAACAAGUUAAAGAAAUUUUAGAGGAAAAAGAAGCUCAGGUUGCACGUAUCAGUGGGGCAAUAUCAUCAGAUACGUCUAUUGCUAUGGCAAUGAAUUUAAAAACAGAAGAAUUACUUGCAAAAAAGAACACUCAAAUUGAGCAAGUAUGGAAUGAUCUAAUGAUAGUAACGAAAAAGUAUAAUCAACUCUGUAGAAACUUUAAAGAUAAAUUUAAAGAACACAGUUUGUCACAAGAAGAUAUUUAUGAGUUUACCUUUUCUGAUAAAAACGAGUACCUCAAGAGUGUAUAGAUACAAUGUAAAUUUCAUCUAUGAAAUCAUAUUUGCUUAACUUGUUAAUUUAAGGCGUUUAAAGUUUUAGUAUUUCUUUAGGCAUCUUUAUUUUUAGCUAAUUUAAACUCUUGUAUAGUGAAAUAUUUUUUUAAAGAUAAACAGGGUUCAGUAGUUUGAGUCUUAUUGCAAUCGUUCAAAUUUGGAAUAAGGUUCGUUGUAAUAACAUAUCUUUUUUUGAACAAAAAUUACAACAUAAAACUUCUGCUUUAUUGGUCAUAACUACAUUUGUAACAACUCAUGACACAAUAAUUCCAUAUUUUUCUUCGGGAACUGGGGAGUGGAAUCAAAACUGAACUUUUAUAUCUAGCAUUGCAUUAUAAUGUCAAAUAUAAAUAAAUAAUUGUAUUUAAUAUUAUAAUAUAACACACAAUAGUCAAUAUGAUCAGAUUAUUAAAACAGAUGCUAUGUAAAUAAAAUAUUUUUACCAAUU
Molecule: messenger RNA, 1992 nt
Organism: Daktulosphaira vitifoliae (grape phylloxera)
Lineage: Eukaryota; Metazoa; Arthropoda; Insecta; Hemiptera; Phylloxeridae
Gene: Gas8
Product: dynein regulatory complex subunit 4
Exons: 9
Coding region: 111-1520 (469 amino acids)
Biological process (GO): cell motility
Cellular component (GO): motile cilium; microtubule; Golgi apparatus
Molecular function (GO): small GTPase binding; microtubule binding
Source: RefSeq, a predicted model, not a curated record